GUGUAAGCGUGUAAUCAGCAUUAGCAAAACAAACAAUUUUAAAAAUAAAAAAAUAAUUUAAUAGUAAUCAUAUCAAAACAACAGAAAAUGGGUAUUCGUCAUUUAGAAACAUUUGUUCGGCAAGAAGUUCCCAACGGAUACUUUAAAAUCAACAUCGAAGAUGAAAUCAGAAAAUACUACACAACUUCCAAAUCCACCAAACCUGCUGCCCCGGUCAUCGUUGUCGAUUUAAUGUCCCUAUACCAACCGGUGUCGAAACGAGAUCUCGCUGGGCUGCUAUGCGGCGGACGAUACAAUCAGGUGGAAUUUUUAUUGAAUCAGUUUUACACCAGGUUAAAAGGUCUUGAUGUGAGUUUGGUGUUUUAUUAUGAUGGACCGGUACAGCAGACCAAAUACGAUACCUGGACCAAGCGCCAGGAUAACAAGUAUCAAGAUAUGAUAAAAAUUACCGAUGCGGUAAAAUCAAUGGAUCUUCGGGAUAUUGUGAUGCGAUUCCAAGCAAGCAUCCCGUCAUGCACCACAUAUCCGGUGAAAAGUUUGGCGAAAAAGUAUGGCUCUCUAAAGACUUCGAUAGAGCGCGAGUGUGACCAAGAAUUGGCCGCCUAUGCGAAUGCGGUCCACGCGAUAGCUGUUAUAUCCAACGACACAGAUUUUAUGAUAUUUGAGGGUACCUGGCGAUAUUGGUCUUCUAAGGAUCUCAAUUUAGAGACGUUGACUACGUACGAGUACAAUCGCGCCGCACUGGUAAAUCAUUUACAGCUAACCUACAAACAGAUGCCCUUGUUUGCCACCCUGGGUGGAAACGAUAUUGUCCAGUACGACGAAGUACGUCGAUUCCACAAUAUGUUGAAUCCAAGACAAAUGCCAAAGUUUUACAAAUUGGCAAACUUUGUAAGGCAAUGUUCGAGAGGGGAGUCCCUUCAGAGCGUCUUGUCGCGGGCAUUCGGAAGGGCAGCCGUAAAUGACGAUUUGAUGUAUCGCUUUCAGAAGAGCUUGGAGUUUUAUGAUACGAACUACCCUGCUUCAAGUUUGAACCCAACAGAUGAUCCCGUCAUAGAAAGAAUUAAAAACUUGGAGGAUACUUUCGUGUAUCAGAUUUAUAUCGGAAAAUCCGUGAACCUUACCGGGUUCUUCUUGGACAUGCGCCCGGCUGAGCUGGGGGCACGAUUUCCACAGAUGGCGCUGCAAAUAGUUUUACGUCAGGCGGGAAUCAUUCAGUAUCACCGUCAGAUGCUACCCGGUUGCUCUACGUGUAGUGUAGUUCUUAAGCUUAAUCAUGAUAUCGGUUAUUCGCUUCAGGAAUACCCGGUUGAAUUUCCACCGAACAUUACACCGCCUCCAAUGUUGGAUUUACUGUCAGCAGACCCGGAUGUUUGCGCUAGCCUGUACGAAACAAAGAUGCGAUUAUUAGUUUGGAUUGUGUCGAGUACACUUGACCAUCAGCAAAUUCAACGAAUUCCGAAAGCUUUCAGGUUGACGGUGGUUACCAUUUAUUAUCUGCUUGAAAACCGUAUGUUCAAAUUGUUUGAAGCCGAUCUCUUAUUACGAGUGGCCUACGAUGUACACUUUAGUACCUAUAAUUUUCAACAGAUACCAUACCCUAAGAAGUUGAACAUUCGAGCUUUUCAUGUAGCCUUUAUCUUCAUCAAAUUUUUUACACAUUUUGUUAGAGUUUUGAGAUUACUACGGUUGGAAGAGGAUGGAAUCGAAGAAAAUCCCCUGUAUGAUGGUUUUUUGUUUCACAAUAUGUACGCAGAUUGGCAACAAGGGCUUAACGAUCUAGAUCAUAUUCAGGAGUGGAGGAUAUACAAAGCCUUAGGGUAAGAACUGCCCUGUUCAAAAAAUCGGCCUGGAAUUUGAUGAAAUAAUGAAAUACGCAAAGAAUUCUAA
Topomyia yanbarensis is the source of this 1890-nucleotide messenger RNA. Its product is annotated as constitutive coactivator of PPAR-gamma-like protein 1. The transcript is spliced from 3 exons. NCBI's taxonomy places the organism in Eukaryota, Metazoa, Arthropoda, Insecta, Diptera, Culicidae. The record is from RefSeq and is a predicted model, not a curated record. Gene Ontology annotation, cellular component: nucleus. Bases 88 to 1824 code for a protein of 578 amino acids.